GAUGUCCACGCAAAAUGAUUUGUAUGUUUAAUAACUAAUCUAUUGUACUUUGACCGGUUAUGGUUGUUUACCUACAUCUCUACACUGCAGAAUCGACAAAGAAUUCAUUUUAUAGUAGAAGUGGUAUAGAUCGUCUGGCAUUUUGAAAAAGAAAAUUAAUAUCUAGGUAAUACUUAAAGUAGAAAUAAUUAAUACAUUAUAAGAACAAAAAUGAAAAGUAGGAGAAAACAGUGCCGAUAUACGCCUCAAGGAAAACCCUACAAAGAACUAGAGUAUAUGGUCAAUUCAGACGGAAAAUAUGUGUACUGCAAGUACUGGAAGCCACCAAUAGGCAUGGAUCUAAGAGCUGGAUUACUAUUUUUACACGGAAUUGCUGAGCACUGUGAAAGAUAUAACGUAUUUGCAUCAAAACUUUCCAAAUCUGGCAUCUUUGUAUUUUCACAUGACCAUGUUGGACACGGCCAAAGUGAGGGCAAGCGGACGGAUAUCAAGGAAUUUAAUGUUUAUGUUCGUGAUGCACUACAGCACGCAGACUUGACGCGUGCUAAAUUUAAAGGUCAAAACGUUCCCAUUUUUAUUGGAGGGCAAGCAUUGGGUGCCCUGAUUGCCAUGUUGUGUAUGAAUGCCAGUCCAGUUGCUUUCCAAGGUGCCAUUCUGUUUUCUCCAAUGCUCCUCUCAAGUUCCCUUUACCCUUCAAAAAUUCAGGAAUACAUCUCAAAUAUUAUGACGUUUAUUUAUCCACAAUACGAAACAUUCAAGAUUGAAGGCCGAUUUAUUAGUAGGGAUGAAACUAACGCGGAGGAAUAUGACCGGGACCAAUUAGUAUGGCACGACGGCUUAAAAGCUAGAGCUGUCACUUAUAUAUUGAAAACACAAAAACGAAUAGAAGAUGAAAUCAGAAAUGUCACAUGGCCAUUCAUUACUUUCCACGGUAGCGCUGACGUAUACAGUAAUGUAGAAGGAUCACAAAGGUUAUAUAAAGUUUCACAGAGUGAAGAUAAGACAAUACGGAUCCUCCCCGAUGUGUAUCAUUCCAUCCUUCAUGAUUCACAAUAUGCAGACAAUGUAGCUGAAGAAGUGUUGACAUGGAUAAAGAGCCGCACACAAAUGUUUGAUAAAGGCAAAUAUUGCAUUUGUAAGACUAAACCACCUACAUGAAACAUACACAGGAUUUUAUCAAGAGAACAACCCACAAUGGAAGCUAAAGUAGCGCCCACAACAUUAAAGUCUAGGAAUGCUAAAUUUUAAAGGAUCAAUGCAACCAGCAAAGGUUUCAAUUAGAGCUGAAUUCACACCAGGCCGAAUACAAAUUACCGGAUCGGAAGGACACUGAACAGAUCAGAAAAUGGAAUCCUAAAUGUGUAAUAAUAGGGUCGCUGGCAUUCAACGCAUCUGAUGUGAAUGCUAUGUAUGGCCAGAUUAAAGAAGGGGCAAUGUGAACUAUGCAAUAUAAAUGUAUCCCACUCCGUCCAAUAACUUACGAAAAAAAAUUAAGUUUCUUAAACAAAAAAAAUUUAUUAUAAAUAUUAGAAAACCGAAGAAAUUUCAAUAAACAAGAGACAACACGUUACUAUUAGAAAAACGUUGAGAGCUUAUAAACAUAAAAGAAAAUUAAUAUUUGAAUUCCUCUGUAUUAUAUGUAAGCUUUAGCCUUUCAAUUAAAUAUUUGCGUAUAGCCAAGUUCAUAAAAGAUACAUGACAUCAUGUUUAGUGGCAAUGGUUUCUUACCUUCUUUUGCUAUUUCUUGACACACCUAACUAUACUGUUAUUUGGGUUGUAUCUUUGUAUGUUGUAAAUGAAAAAAA
Anneissia japonica is the source of this 1805-nucleotide messenger RNA. RefSeq names its product monoglyceride lipase-like. The record is from RefSeq and is a predicted model, not a curated record. Gene Ontology annotation, cellular component: membrane. Lineage: Eukaryota; Metazoa; Echinodermata; Crinoidea; Comatulida; Comatulidae. The coding region runs from base 211 to 1158 and encodes 315 amino acids. Gene Ontology annotation, molecular function: lipase activity. The transcript is spliced from 7 exons.